AUGGGCAAAUUUGUCCCAAGACAGCGAAAGCACAAGGUGCUCGCCCGAGAGAGGUCCAAGGAGAACGGUGUCAUCCCCCAGGACUCGAACGCGGAUGAGAUUCUCCCCGAAGACCAGAAGCGUCUCCAGGACAAGAGGGCGCAGCUCAAGGCUGAAUUGCAGGGAGACGGCGCCAAGCCCAGCGGCAAGAAGGCGAAGCGGCUGGAAAAGUACAUCACAAACAAGCUCCGCAAAGAUGAGAAUCGCGAAAUCCUCGCCAAGCUCGCGCAGCAAAAGGUCGACACGAGCCUCUUCACGAGUACCAAGACUCUCGGCCAGGGCAAGGAGUCCAAACGCCAGGCUUUGACCAGGGCACUGCGAGAGAAGAACGCCGGGUUGGAAGUCGACGCGGAUGCGGAGGAACUGCUCUAUGAGAAGAGAGACGAGGCACCUGAGGCGGAUUCUGAAGACAGCGAAUACGAGGCUCCAAAGGCACCCAAGCUGCAAGCUUCCAUGGUCACAGUCAAGGCACCUGCACCAGCACCAGCACCAGCAACGACAUCAAAGUCAACAUCAGAAACAUCAUCACAAGCACCAGCUUCAGCACCUGCACCUGCACCUGCACCUGCGUCAAAGCCGGAACCAAAACCCGCCGCAUCUACAGGAUCUGGUCUGAAGCGCCCUCUGGAUGUCGACGAAGCGGGUCGACCAGUGCUUCGGAAGCGUCAAAAGAGGGGCGGCGUUGUUUCCAAGUUCUCCAUCGCCGAACCGGAGAAGGCAAAGGAUGCGGAGGACGAAUGGAAUGGUCUCAGCGAUGACGCAGAGGGAAAAUCCAGUGAUGAGGAAAAUUCGUCUGCGGAGGAGUCUGAACAAUCAAGCGAAGGUUCUGACGAGUCGGAGGAAGAUGAUGACGAGGACGACGAGGACGGGUCUACCAGCACGAGGCAGUCUGCCUUCAAAGCCUGGGCACUCGCUCAAAGAAACGAAGCCCUUGGCUUUGAAUCAACAACAGAGGCUUCCACAGCACUCGAAAUCCCUAGACCGGAGAAUUUUGAGCCACGGCCGCUUGAGCAAGAACCACUGCCUCAGGAACUACAGCCGACAACGAAUCUUGCACGCAAGGCAUACAGUGUUGCCGUGACGCGGACUCCGGAGAUCCAAGAAGUUCGUAUGAAACUCCCAGUUGUUGCCGAGGAACAGAAGAUCAUGGAGAUGAUUCACAACAACGACAUCGUCGUCGUGUGCGGUUCCACAGGUUCCGGUAAGACAACACAGGUGCCGCAGUUCCUGUAUGAGGCUGGUUAUGGUUCUCCUGGCUCCGCGACUCCGGGCAUGAUUGGUGUUACGCAGCCUCGACGAGUUGCUGCCGUGAGCAUGUCGAAGCGUGUCGGGCAAGAACUCGGCGACCACUCGGACAGGGUCGGAUACCAGAUCCGAUUCGAGGGCACAGCUUCAGCCAAGACGGCCAUAAAAUUCAUGACGGAUGGUGUGUUGCUACGAGAGAUGGCGCAAGACUUCUCCCUGAAGAAGUACUCGGCAAUCAUCAUUGAUGAGGCCCACGAGAGAAGCGUCAACACAGAUAUCCUGAUUGGAAUGCUGAGUCGUAUCAACAACAUCCGCAAGGGCAACGACAAGGUCGAUCCCUCGAUCAAGCCACUCAAGAUCAUCAUCAUGUCCGCGACGCUGAGAGUCGAAGACAUGACCAACAAUACCACACUAUUUCCCACCCCACCCCCUGUGGUAGAAGUUGAAGGACGGCAGCAUCCCGUCACGAUUCAUUUUUCGCGGCGCACACAGUCUGACUUCGUCGAGGAGGCCUUUAACAAGAUCAUGCGUGGUCACAAGAAGCUGCCGCCCGGAGGCUUUUUGGUGUUCCUCACAGGUCAAAACGAAAUCAGGUACCUGAGCAAGCGACUGAGAGAAGCAUUUGGUGGCUUCACCGAAGCAAGUGCACCCAAGGUCCAGAUCUCGGCUACCGACGCACCUAUGGAGGUUGAAGAUAUCGACUUUGGCGAGGUCGACGAUACGAUUGCUGCCGACAUUGACGAUGGGCUCGACGAAGAUGAGGAUAUGGAGCACGAGGACGACAAGGAGUUUGACAUUGAAGGAGAGGAGGGAGAGACGGGGCCUAUGAAGAUGCAAGUCUUGCCUCUUUACUCUCUGCUGCCAACCAGGGAACAGAUGAGAGUGUUUGAGGAUCCCCCCGAAAAUCACCGUCAAGUCAUCCUGGCAACCAAUGUGGCAGAAACCAGUUUGACGAUCCCUGGCAUCCGGUAUGUCUUUGACUGCGGCCGGUCCAAGGAGCGACAAUACGAUCGCUUCAGCGGAGUGCAAACCUACGAAAUCGGCUGGAUCAGCAAGGCCAGUGCCAGCCAGCGUGCUGGUCGUGCCGGUCGUACGGGACCCGGUCACUGCUACAGACUAUACUCCUCAGCCGUCUACGAGCGAGACCUGCCCGAGUUCACAGAUCCCGAGAUCCUGCGGAUGCCCGUCGACGGCGUCGUGCUCCAGCUGAAGGCAAUGAAUCUCUCCAACGUCGUCAACUUCCCCUUCCCGACACCGCCGAAUCGCAUGGGUCUCCGCCAGGCUGAAAAGUUGCUCACCUACCUCUCAGCCAUUGCGCCGGAGGGCCAAAUCACAAAGAUUGGAUCAACCAUGUCCAUCUUCCCGCUCUCGCCCCGCUUCGCCCGCAUCCUCCUCGUCGGACACCAGCAUGAUUGCCUGCCGUACACCAUCAUGAUGGUGGCAGCGUUGUCGGCAGCCGAGAUCUUCGUCCCGGAACACCAAGCGAUCCCCUCCCUCGCCGCGCGCGACGAGUCCGAGUUCCGCCGCACUGCCGACAUCAUCGCCGAAGACCGCCAGGCCAACAUCAGACGCCUCUUCAACGCCGCGCACAAGAACUUUUGCUACCUGGACGACAGGUCCGACGCCAUCAAGCUCCUCCAGGUCGUCGGCGAGUACGCCCACGACCCGACGGAGAAGUGGUGCGAAGACCACUUUGUGCGGUACAAGGUCAUGAAGGAGGUGACGCAGCUGCGCCAGCAAAUCACGGAGCUCCUCCGGGCCAACAUCCCCGCGUUCAAGAACCUAAAGUACCAAGAGCGUCUCGACGCGCCGUCGGACAAGCAGGUCGCCUACCUCAAGCAGAUGGUGGCCGCGGGCUUCAUCGACCACGUCGCCCUCCGCGCCGACAAGUCCCCCGUGCCGCCCGAGGUGACGCGGAAGCCCGGCCGCGCCAUCGACGUGCCGUACAUCCCGCUCUCGCCGCUCGGAGUGGGCCACGGUGCCGAGAAGCUCGUCUACAUCCACCCGACGUCGCCGCUGGCGCACCUCAGCCCGCAAGAGUGCCCCGAAUUCGUGGUGUACUCGCAGCUCCAGCGGGCGACGCAGGGCGCGGACGUGAACAAGACGCCCAAGACGAGGAUGCUCGCGCUCACGGACGUCACCGGCGGGCAGCUCGCGAGCUUGGCCAAGGGCACGCCGCUUGUCAGCUACGGGAAGCCGGUCAAGGAAAUUUCUUCGACCGCGAAUACGCGUGAGGUGUGGGUCGUGCCGUACCUGAGGGCCGAGGGUGUUGGUGGUCAGGGCUGGCCGUUGCCGAUGAAGAAGGUCGUGCAGCGCAGGGUUGCUGGUAAGGGAUGGGUCGUUGAAUGA
Colletotrichum orchidophilum is the source of this 3633-nucleotide messenger RNA. Its product is annotated as helicase associated domain-containing protein. Gene Ontology annotation, biological process: maturation of SSU-rRNA from tricistronic rRNA transcript (SSU-rRNA, 5.8S rRNA, LSU-rRNA). Gene Ontology annotation, molecular function: RNA binding; ATP binding. The transcript has a single exon. Gene Ontology annotation, cellular component: nucleolus; intracellular anatomical structure. Lineage: Eukaryota; Fungi; Ascomycota; Sordariomycetes; Glomerellales; Glomerellaceae. Bases 1 to 3633 code for a protein of 1210 amino acids. The record is from RefSeq and is a predicted model, not a curated record.